This is a messenger RNA of Sphaeroforma arctica JP610, 217 nucleotides long. RefSeq lists its product as hypothetical. The transcript has a single exon. The record is from RefSeq and is a predicted model, not a curated record. Lineage: Eukaryota; Ichthyosporea; Ichthyophonida. The annotation marks the transcript as partial.
AUGUCUGAAGUACAAAGCAUAGAUGGUGAUAGGUUACUUUGCGAUGCCGAGGGAGGAAAGCUGACACAAAUUGGAGUGAUGGGGAAACUCGUUGAUGGAAUAUUCAAUCAGUGGUCACUGUUGCAUAUGGCCAUCGAAAUGGAGUUCGCUGGUAAUAAUUCGAAAGGCAAGGCUAUAGAAAUGUAUGAUGAGGUGAUGGACAUAAUUUCACGUAAAG